AUGGCUAAGUUAAUCACCGUUUUUAUUUUUACGUUCUUAAUCACUGCUUUUGCUGCGAGACGCCUUUUUAAUCAGAAGCAAAGUUGUUUCAAGCCGGCGCCCAGGAAACCCGACUUCGGGGUGAAAACUGCAGCUCAACCCCAUGAACUUCUGAGCCUUGCAGAGCUUCCAAAGUCCUGGGACUGGAGGAACGUGAACGGCAUCAACUACGCCAGUACAACCCGGAACCAGCACAUCCCUCAGUUCUGCGGCUCCUGCUGGGCUCAUGCCAGCACUAGUGCAAUGGCAGAUCGCAUCAACAUUAAAAGGAGAGGAGCGUGGCCAUCUGCUUAUCUAUCUGUCCAACAUGUAAUCGACUGUGCGGAUGCUGGCACUUGUUAUGGAGGGGACCACGGGUUAGUGUGGGAGUAUGCCCAUAAACACGGCAUCCCUGAUGAGACGUGCAACAACUACCAGGCAAUAGACCAGAAAUGCAACCCAUUCAUAGAGUGUGGGACUUGUACAGGUUUUGGCAUGUGCAACUAUGUGCAGAACUAUACUCUAUGGAAGGUGGGCGACUAUGGGGCUAUCAACGGACGGGAGAAUAUGAUGGCUGAAAUCUACAUUCAUGGACCAAUCAGCUGUGGAAUUAUGGUCACAGAUGCGUUUGAAGCAUACACUGGAGGUCUGUACUCAGAAUAUGUUGAGCUCCCUGGCAUUAACCACGUUGUGGCAGUAACUGGCUGGGGAGUUGAAAAUGGCACUGAAUACUGGAUUGUGCGCAAUUCCUGGGGAGAGCCGUGGGGUGAAAAGGGCUGGGCUAAGAUUGUGACAAGUACCUACAGAGGAGGAAGUGGAAGUAAAUACAACCUUGCUUUGGAGGAAGACUGCACGUAUGGAAAUGUGAUUGUACCAGAAAACUACUAA
This is a messenger RNA of Sphaeramia orbicularis (orbiculate cardinalfish), 906 nucleotides long. RefSeq names its product cathepsin Z-like. The coding region runs from base 1 to 906 and encodes 301 amino acids. Gene Ontology annotation, biological process: proteolysis. NCBI's taxonomy places the organism in Eukaryota, Metazoa, Chordata, Actinopteri, Kurtiformes, Apogonidae. Gene Ontology annotation, molecular function: cysteine-type peptidase activity. The record is from RefSeq and is a predicted model, not a curated record. The transcript has 6 exons.